Molecule: messenger RNA, 3421 nt
Organism: Megalobrama amblycephala (Wuchang bream)
Lineage: Eukaryota; Metazoa; Chordata; Actinopteri; Cypriniformes; Xenocyprididae
Product: NACHT, LRR and PYD domains-containing protein 3-like
Exons: 7
Coding region: 419-3229 (936 amino acids)
Molecular function (GO): protein binding
Source: RefSeq, a predicted model, not a curated record
UUAUAAUGGAAUGAUGACUGGCUGACAGCAUUAUAUACCUUAUCAAACUAUAUGAAACUGAUGUCUAUAUUUUCUGUGUUGUUAGAUUUUUUAUUUGUAAUGUGUGUUCAGUCCCCUAAAUCAGCUUUAAAUCAACUUUUCUAAAAUUCACUGGAGAUUGCGUCAAUAGAGGGAGCAUGAGUGCUUUUUAAAUGGGUGGAGUUUAAGGUAAAACCAGGUAGCCAAAAAUGAAAGUAAAAGAGGAGGAAAAGAAGGGAUGCCAUUUCGAGGCUUUAAACCUGUUAAGAUUUGGUAAUUAAACAGUCAGAUAUUUUGUGAAAAUGUCUGAAAUCAAUCUCUCAACACUCUUUAUGUCAAACGAGUGUAGGAAAACACUAAAAUAAGUCUCCGUAAUGACAGAGAAGACGAUCUCUCUGAAAUGAGCUCUACAUCUCAUGGAUUGAGCUGUGUGUCUAUGAAUCUACCCCCUGGAUCCAGUGACGCAACAAUGACAUCUGACCCCAGACAGGACAAAACUGAAGCAGUCCAGCAGGCACACACACUGGAGACUGGAGACCUGCAGAAAGUCAAAGACCAGCACAAAACAAGCAUGAAGAAGAAGUAUGAAAGAUUAUUUGAGGGAAUCAAACUCAAAGAGAAUGAAACCCACCUGAACAGGACCUACAUACAGCUCUACGUCACAGAGGGAGAGAAACAUGAAGUUUUACAGAUUGAGAAAACAGCCAGAACACAACACUCACAAGACACUCCAAUCAACUGCAAUGACAUCUUUAAAGCCUCACCUGAACCAGGAUGUAAGGAGAAAGACCAAAUCAAGACUGUUCUUACUAAAGGCAUUGCUGGAAUCGGAAAAACUGUCUCUGUGCAGAAGUUCAUUCUGGACUGGGCCGAGGGAAAAGCCAAUCAGGAUGUAGAUUUCAUGUUUGUGCUUCCAUUUCGAGAGCUGAACUUGAUCAGAGAUAAUCAGUACAAUCUUCACAGACUUCUGUUGGACUUUCAUCCUGAACUUCAAGAUCUGGACUCAAAGAUUUAUGAGGAGUGUAAAGUUGUGUUCAUCUUUGAUGGUCUGGAUGAAAGCAGAAUCACACUGAAGUUUUCAGAUGCUCAGAAAGUUUCUGAUGUGAGUGAGACUUCAUCAGUGGGUGUGUUGAUGUCGAACCUCAUGAAAGGAGAGCUGCUUCCCUCUGCUGUCAUCUGGAUCACCUCCAGACCAGCAGCAGCCAAUCAGAUCCCCAUCAAAUACAUUAACCGUCUUACAGAAAUUUGGGGAUUUAAUGAGCCUCAGAAGGAGGAAUAUUUCAGGAAGAGAAUCAGUGAUGAGAAUCAAGCCAGAACAAUCAUCUCACACAUCAGAAGAGCAAGAAGCUUCCAUGUCAUGUGCCACAUACCUGUCUUCUGCUGGAUCUCAGUCACUGUGCUUCAAAAGCUCCUGAAAGAAGAUCUGAGUGCAGAAAUCCCUCAAACUCUUACUGAAAUGUACAUAAACUUCCUGUUGAUUCAGUUCAACAUGAGGAAUCAAAAGUAUGAAGAGACAGAUCCAGAGAAACUCCUGCAAUGCAACAGAGAUGUGAUUGUGAAACUUGCUGAAGUGGCUUUCAAACAGCUUAUGAAGGGCAAUGUGGUGUUCUAUGAGGAAGACCUGAGAGAGAGCAGCAUAGAUGCCACUGACGCCUCAGCAUAUUCUGGGAUUUGCACAGAGAUCUUUAAGGAGGAAUCUGUGAUUAAUCAGAAGAAAGUCUAUUCAUUUAUUCAUUCAAGCGUUCAGGAGUUUCUCGCUGCUUUCUAUGUGUUUUACUACCACAUAAAUACAACUAUGAAGGAAUUGAGUAAUUUUGCUUCAGUUCAAAGUUUGCUUAAAGUUGCGGUAGAUAAAGCCCUUCAGAGUGAAAAUGGACAGCUGGAUCUGUUCCUGCGGUUCCUGCUUGGUGUCUCUCUGGAGUCCAGUCAAAGACUCUUACAAGAUCUACUGACACACACAGAGAACAGCCAAGAGAGCAUCAGGAGAACCACUCAAUAUGUUAAAGAGAAGAUCACAGAUGGACAUGGAGUCUCCACUGAAAGAUCCAUCAAUCUGUUUCUCUGUCUGCUGGAAGUCAAAGAUCAGACUCUCUCCAGAGAGAUUCAGAAGUUUGUGAAAUCAGACAAACACUCAGUGAAGAAAAUCUGUCCUGCUCACUGCUCAACAAUCACCAACAUGCUUCAGAUAUUAGAGGAGGUGCUGGAUGAGCUGGACCUCAAGAAAUACAACACUUCAGAUGAGGGUAGAAGAAGACUGAUACCAGCUGUGAUCAACUGCAGGAAAGCUCUACUUGCUGGCUGUAAUCUCACUGCUCAGCAUUGUAAAAUUGUGUCAUCAGCUCUUCAGUCCUCAACCUCUGUCCUGAGAGAGCUGGAUCUGAGUAACAAUGACCUGCAGGAUUCAGGAGUGCAGCUACUCUCUGAUGGACUGAAGAGUCCAAACUGUCAUCUGCAGAUACUGAGGUUGUCAGGCUGUAUGGUGACAGAGGAAGGCUGUGGUUAUGUGUGUUCAGCUCUAAGUUCAAACCCCUCACACUUGAGAGAGCUGGAUCUGAGCUACAAUCACCCAGGAGAUUCAGGAGUCAAGCUGCUCAACAACAAGCUGAAGGAUCCAAACUGCUCACUACAGAUACUCAAUUUAGACCAUGGAGGAAAUUUCAGGAUUACACCAGGAUUGAGAAAAUAUGCCUGUGAUCUCACACUGGAUCCAAACACAGCACACACUCAACUCAUUCUGUCUGAAGGGAACAGGAAGAUUACACAUGUGAAAGAGCAUCAGUUGUAUCCUGACCAUCCAGAGAGAUUUGAUCUCUGUGAGCAGGUUCUGUGUCAAGAGAGUCUGACUGGACGUUGUUACUGGGAGGUUAAAUGGACUGAAUGUGGUCAUGUCGCAGUUGCUUAUAAAGGAAUGAACAGGAAAGGUGGGAGUGACUGUAGGCUUGGACUCAAUAAAGAGUCCUGGAAUCUUUACUGUUGUGAUGAAGGUUAUUCUGCCUGGUACAAUAAUAAGAGCACAAAUAUUCCUCGCCCUUCAUCGUCUAAUAGAGUAGGAGUGUAUGUGGACGUGUCCACCGGCACUCUCUCCUUCUACAGCAUCUCUGACACACACACACUCACACACUUACACACAUUCAACACCACAUUCACUGAACCCCUCUGUGCUGGAUUUCUGGUUUAUCGUGAAUCUUGUGUGUCUCUGUGUCAGAUUUAACAACCUGCUGUGAUGAACCUCAGAAACAUCAGCAGAAGUCAAUUUCCAUGAAAAUGUUAUUGUGAUUAUACAUUCAAAUUGAGACCUUUUUUUGCAAUUACAAGUUAAAAUUAAAAACUGAUAAUCUUGCCAUAGAUCUAAUUGAUAAGAUUAUGUAUUGUUUCACUAAUAUGAAUAAAUUUCUGGACCUUU